Molecule: messenger RNA, 2916 nt
Organism: Euleptes europaea (tarantolino)
Lineage: Eukaryota; Metazoa; Chordata; Lepidosauria; Squamata; Sphaerodactylidae
Product: zinc finger protein 14-like
Exons: 5
Biological process (GO): regulation of transcription by RNA polymerase II
Molecular function (GO): RNA polymerase II cis-regulatory region sequence-specific DNA binding; DNA-binding transcription factor activity, RNA polymerase II-specific
Source: RefSeq, a predicted model, not a curated record
AUGGAGGAGCAGGACCCAGAAGGAAAUGGACCUGCCAAGGGAGCAAGGAAAGGCCCCCAUCCUGUCCAAGCUGGGAGUGGUGUUGAAUCCUGGGAGAGAGCUGUGCCAGAGAUCUGGGAUCAGGAGCCCCUGAACUCAGAUGUACAUUGCCAACGCUUCUGGCAGUUCCGCUACUGUGAGGCCGAUGGGCCCCGAGAGGUUUGCAGCCAGCUCCAUGGACUUUGCAACCACUGGCUGAAGCCGGAGAGACAUACCAAGAAGCAGAUCCUGGACCUGGUGAUCCUGGAGCAGUUCCUGACCAUCCUGCCCCAGAAAAUGCAGAGCUGGAUCAGAGGAUGCGGGCCAGAGACCAGUUCCCAAGCAGUGGCCCUGGCUGAAGGUUUCCUCCUAAGUCAGGCAGAGGAGAAGAGGCAGGCAGAACAGAGGUGGGAUCCAUCCGUGAAGAUGGAAGCUGAGUUCUCUGAAACAGAAAGAGCUCCCUUGGAGGAAGGGCAGUGGGCCCAAUCCCAGGAGUGUGCCCAAGAUGCGCUCUCACGCGGCAGUGAAGAGACACUGUUGAUCCGUUCUCUUUGCGGAGGUGUGGAAACAGCUGCUGCACCUCCAGUCCAGUCUCCAGUUUCCUUUGAGGAGGUCGCUGUGCAUUUCACUGAGGUGGAGUGGGCCCUGCUGGAUCCGAACCAAAGAGCUCUCUACAAGGAAGUCAUGCUGGAGAACUACGGAAGCGUGGCCAAAGCUUUUGAAUGCUCAGAGUGUGGAAAGAGAUUCAGUCAGAGUAGCGCUCUUCAAACGCAUUUAAGAACCCACACUGGGGAGAAACCUGUUGAAUGCUCAGUGUGUGGAAAGAGAUUCAGUCUAAAUAGCCAUCUUCAAAGGCAUCUAAGAACCCACGCAGGGGAGAAACCUUUUGAAUGCUUGAAGUGUGGAAAGAGAUUCAGUCACAGUAGCUCUCUUCAAACACAUUUAAGAACCCACACAAAGGAGAAACCUUUUAAAUGCUCCGAGUGUGGAAAGAGAUUCAGUCAGAGUAACCAUCUUAAACUGCAUCAGAGAACUCACAAAAAGGAGAGACCUUUUGACUGUUCGGAGUGUGGCAAGAGAUUCAAUUGCAGUAGCCAUCUUCAGCGGCAUCAGAGAACUCACACAAAGGAGAGACCUUUUGAAUGCUCAGAGGGUGGCAAGAGAUUCAGUGACAGUAGCUCUCUUCAAAAGCAUUUAAGAACCCACACUGGGGAGAAACCUUUUGAAUGCUCAGAGUGUGGAAAGAGAUUUAGUGACAGUAGCUCUCUUCAAAAGCAUUUAAGAACCCACACUGGGGAGAAACCUUUUCAAUGCUUUGAGUGUGGAAAGAGAUUCAGUGACACUAGCUCUCGUCAAAACCAUUUAAGAACCCACACUGGGGAGAAACCUUUUGAAUGCUCGGAGUGUGGAAAGAGAUUCAGUCAGAGUAGCGCUCUUAAAACGCAUUUAAGAACCCACACUGGGGAGAAACCUUUUGAAUGCUCUGAGUGUGGCAAGAGAUUCAGUCGCAGUAGCCAUCUUCAACUGCAUCAGAGAACUCACACAAAGGAGAGACCUUUUGAAUGCUUGGAGUGUAGAAAGAGAUUCAGUCAGAGUAGCCAUCUUCAAACGCAUUUAAGAACCCACACUGGGGAGAAACCUUUUGAAUGCUCAGAGUGUGGAAAGAGAUUCAGUGACAGUCGCUCUCUUCAAACGCAUUUAAGAACCCACACUGGGGAAAAACCUUUUGAAUGUUCAGAGUGUGGAAAGAGAUUCAGUCAGAGUAGCGUUCUUAAAACGCAUUUAAGAACCCACACUGGGGAGAAACCUUUUGAAUGCUCUGAGUGUGGCAAGAGAUUCAGUUGCAGUAGCCAUCUUCAACUGCAUCAGAGAACUCACACAAAGGAGAGACCUUUUGAAUGCUUGGAGUGUAGAAAGAGAUUCAGUCAGAGUAGCCAUCUUCAAACGCAUUUAAGAACCCACACUGGGGAGAAACCUUUUGAAUGCUCAGAGUGUGGAAAGAGAUUCAGUGACAGUCGCUCUCUUCAAACGCAUUUAAGAACCCACACUGGGGAGAAACCUUUUGAAUGCUCAGAGUGUGGAAAGAGAUUCAGUGACAGUCGCUCUCUUCAAACGCAUUUACGAACCCACACUGGGGAGAAACCUUUUGAAUGCUCCGAGUGUGGAAAGAGAUUCAGUCAGAGUAGCACACUUCAAAUGCAUUUAAGAACCCACACAAAGGAGAGACCUUUUGAAUGCUCAGAGGGUGGCAAGAGAUUCAGUGACAGUAGCUCUCUUCAAACGCAUUUACGAACCCACACUGGGGAGAAACCUUUUGAAUGCUCCGAGUGUGGCAAGAGAUUCAGUAAGAGUAGCCAUCUUCAAACGCAUUUAAGAACCCACACUGGGGAGAAACCUUUUGAAUGCUCAGAGUGUGGAAAGAGAUUCAGUCACAGUAACUCUCUUCAAACGCAUUUAAGAACCCACACUGGGGAGAAACCUUUUCAAUGCUCGGAGUGUGGAAAGAGAUUCAGUUGCAGUAGCCAUCUUCAACUGCAUCAGAGAACACACACAAAGGAGAGACCUUUUGAAUGCUCAGAGUGUGGAAAGAGAUUCAGUCAGAGUAGCACACUUCAAACGCAUUUAAGAACCCACACUGGGGAGAAACCUUUUGAAUGCUCAGAGUGUGGAAAGAGAUUCAGUCAGUGUGGCAGUCUUCAAAAGCAUCAAAGAACCCACACUGGGGAGAAACCUUUUGAAUGCUCAGAGUGUGGAAAAAGAUUCAAUCAGAGUAGCGCUCUUCAAACGCAUUUAAGAACCCACACUGGGGAGAAACCUUUUGAAUGCUCGGAGUGUGGAAAGAGAUUCAGUUGCAGUAGCCAUCUUCAACAGCAUCAAAGAACCCAUACAGGGGAGAAA